UCGUUGGUGACAGUACGGGUGUUCGUGUGCUGUUCCCAUUAGUGACACUUCAUUCAAGAAGUUAGACCACUAUCUAAUGCAUGAACAACAGCAGCGAAUUAAUGCACAAAACGAGUUACAAUCGGCCGCUUACUCGCAAAGUCCUCCUCCGCCACAGCCAUCGCAACAUUUCCUCGACCACCAACUCAUGCAACCCUUCACACAGACCUAUCCCACGGGAACAUCCAUUACAUCCAUCGAUGGACUUCCAAUACUUAAGCGCAAACGCGGCCGACCGCCGAAGAAUAAAACCAUUGAAAUGCCUCAAUCCAUUUAUUCCAACUUUAAGUUCCCAAAGAAUGAGUUAUCACCACAAAUGUCGGUGCCAUUAGGCAUCUCACCAUUUGGUUUGGCGGCUGCACUCUAUGGCAACUCUAAUAUACCGCUGCCGGCGUCCAGCGCUCUGUCAGAUAUGAUCGCCGGUUCCGGUGUUGCGGACGACACCAAAACGAUUCCCAUUCCUCUUAUGCUUCCGUACACUAAAUCUAAUAUUCAGGAGGGGUUUAUAGUGUUUGAUGAGGGCUUUCCCUGUACUGACAACUUAUGUAAAUACUUCUGCCAAAAGCACUAUCACUGCUCUAAACCGCGCUGUUAUUACGUAACCAAUAGAAGUGAGACUUUAAUUAUGCACUCAAAGGACUUUCACGACAGCAUCGAUAUAAUGGAGGGAUUCGUGCACUUUGAUAGCGGCGUCGACUGUCGUAUAGCCGGUUGUGUCCACAAUAAAGUCAACCGACACUAUCACUGCACGAGGAAUGGCUGUAAUUACUCUUUCAUUAGAUACACACAAAUGAGUCAACACGAAGACAAACACAAACACGAGAACAGUGUUGAGCCCACCAAUGCAAACUGUGAUCCGGCUUACUUUGCUAAAUCUAAAUCCAGUGCCACUGCAUCCCAGGCCAGCUCUCACUCUGACGACGACAGAGAAUCACUGAAAAGUCCGUUCAAUACAAAUAACAAUUCAAUUGUCAAUAAUUGUAAUAAUAAAAUGCAAACAGUGAAAGCCAAGGGAACGUAUUACCCGCUCUCAUCCCUUUCCCAAAGAAAAUUAAGUCAUUCGAUAACAUCCACUAUUAAAUCCGAAGACGAAAGUGAUGACGAAGACAUUGAUGACUGCGAUAGUGAUGUCCCCAACAGUGAGAUUAUCAAAAAGGAAGCGCUCAAUCACUUACUCCAGGAUCAGUCGGCUUUUAAUUUAAAUACUCAUACAAAUCGAAAUUUAUUUUCGCCGUCCGAUGAGAAGCAUCUCCAGUACUCUCCCAGUAAUGGAUGCGGACUUCCCUUCUGUAAACUCAAAAGGAGAGAUCACUUUCAUUGUAACGCCUUUUCAAGCUUCACUCGUUUAUUGCCCCAUUCGGCCAAACAUUCGGGUGCACCCAAACCAGUGCCGGUAUACCUGUCCGGUCGCUCUCCCAGUCCUCCAAUUAAAGAAGAAAAUGAAACUGAAGAUGAAGAAGAAGAUGAAGACAUGUCAUUAGGAAACAUAUCAACACAAUUGCCUCACUCGACCCCAAAUAUAUAUAGUUUUAUGAAUAAUUGGGUUAACACUCCUUCGUCUUCCACUUUAUUGAACAACAAACUCAUGAGUGUCUCGUCAACGAUCACCAGUUCAUCCCCUCUCAUCAAUCUGUCCCAUAAAAACAAUGACAUCCCUGGCCUUACAUCUACUUCUAAGUUAUUACGUGAUGAGCCGGUGCCGACGGGGUAUUUAAGAUUUCGAUUCAAUGAAGACUGUGGUUAUCUUCAUUGUGGAUAUCGUGAACAUCAGACACAUUUUCAUUGCAUGAGAAAAGACUGCGGCUAUUCGUUCUGCGAUAAGACCAGAUUCGUUCAGCACACGGCACGUCAUGAAAGACUGGACACUCUAAUGGGCGGCGACUUUCAUCAAUUCAGAAGUAAUGUUAGCUGCGGUCGGAGUGACUGUAUGUACGCCAACACAAUGGCAUCGAUGGCUAACAAGGCCUCGCAUUUCCAUUGCAUAAAAUGUGACUUCGUUUGCACCGAUACUAACAAAGUGGUGGCCCAUCGGAGACAACACGCGAAGAUGGAUAACAUAACCGCCGCUGGAUUUGAGAAAUACACGCCAACCCAGGACUGCAAGAACGACAACUGCAACUACAACACCAAACAGACUCAUUACCACUGCCUUAAGUGCCACUACGCGGUCCUCGGCCUCUCCCAGAUGUCAUCUCAUAAAUACAAACAUACUGAUUGAAUGUAUACUUAAUUUUGAUUCACUUAUAGUGAAGUGCCUUUUCAUCGGAUAUUUUUUGUUCAUUUUGUAAAUUAAUUCAUUGAAAGCAAUUCUAAAUCAUAAGAACCGGUGUUCUCUCUCUGCAUCCCAUUCCUAUUUGAAUACAAUUAUAAAUAUAUAUAUAUAAAUUUGUGUUAUAUAUGAUAUAUACAAAUACUUUCUUAAUAUAUUGUACUGUACUUUAUAUGCAAUAUAUUCUGAAUAUAUAGCUCUCGAGUGCCUCAACCGCCUCAACCACAAGCUAUACAAAUGCUGUAAUAUUUUGCCUUAAUUUAGGACAUUCCCCAACAUUUUGAACAUAAUUAAAAGUAUCACAAACUCAUAAUUAGUGUCACAUAACUUGUCGUAAAAUUCACUUCAUUUGUGAUUUAAUAAGCAUUUUUCGUAUUUUUCAUUACCAGUGAUAUCUAGUUUUCUUAAGC
Oppiella nova is the source of this 2718-nucleotide messenger RNA. Lineage: Eukaryota; Metazoa; Arthropoda; Arachnida; Sarcoptiformes; Oppiidae. The record is from the annotation of a GenBank genome assembly.